This is a messenger RNA of Manis javanica (Malayan pangolin), 1825 nucleotides long. The record is from RefSeq and is a predicted model, not a curated record. Lineage: Eukaryota; Metazoa; Chordata; Mammalia; Pholidota; Manidae.
AUGCGGGUUAGUCUUCAGGGAGAAUGUUUAGGCAAAAUAGUACCAAGACAGGGAAAUGAGGGCAUAUGAAAUAUUGUUUUUGAGAGAGUAAUCGAAGAACCAAAAAAGUAUAUAAAUUGUUCAGAGAAAACCAGAAUUCCUUUCCUAACUGGAAGUGAUGUAUGACUUAAUGUAUAUGUGUACAUCUACAUAAGUGUUUUACAUUUUUUUCCAGGAAAGGAGCUGAAGGAGUAGAUUGUAUAGUUUUACAGAGUCACCAAACAAAUCCUCCCCCAAUAUGGUUGAGAUGUUGGGAGCAUCCCAGGCAGUGCUCAAGACUCCAGUGGGCCUUGCUUCUGAGCCUAGCAGGCCAAGUCAGGGGAAUGAUAGGAUAAGGCAACUCUUUUCAUUUCUCCUUUGGGCUGUUACCAUAGCAUCUUUAGACUGAUGAGGUCAGGCACCAAACCUAUCUUGUUCAUGGGUGGUUCCACAGAGACUUUCAUAGUACCUGGCGUAUAGAAGAUGUUGGAUAGAUAUUUGUUAACUCCCUUUAAAAAAAAAAAAACAACUGUAUUCUUUUCUUAUUCCCUUGCCUGUGAACCUUGAAUGGCCUAUCAGACUAAGCCUAGCACAUAUUACUAAAUGUUUCUGAACUGAAUUGAACAAAAUGGGAAACAAAAGCAGAGGAAGGGUAAGAUGAACUCUAUUUCUGUAGGCUGGAAUGAAGGGAACACACCAAGUAGCUGGAAUGGCAGAAGGCGCAUGGCAUCUACAGGAAAGAGACUGCUUCUUCCCUUCUUCCAUCCCGUAUCCAGAAAGUUGAGAAGGAGGUGGAUGGAGUAAGGUGAGGUCAGUACUUAACAGAGAGGAAAUAAUUGGACAUGGCUAAGAGAUUUUUAUCAGAAGCAAUAUAGCAGGUGCUUCAAGAGCCAGACAAUGGUGUUGCUAUUGCUUCCAUACUUCAUAAUCCAAGACAAGCAGAGAAGAGGGACUUCUCCAGUCUAGAAAAAUGUUCAUCCUUCCUCAGAACAUUUCAACUGUGAAGAAAGAGAUUGUGCUUAAGCCUCAGAGAGAUGGUGAUGGUAAAUCAGGAACAGUGAGAGGGAGGGUGAGCUUUUUGUGAGGGUUAGGAAAGUAGGGGAAAGGGGAAGCUUCUUGUUUGGGGGAGGUGUUGCUGUUUUGUUUGUUUCUGUUUUGUUUUGGCAGGUGUGAUGGAGUCCUGAACGGGUCUAAUCUAGGGCUGGAGUUGCUCAGGAACAUUUUCACAUCAAAACCCACUUUGCCUCUCUUAAUCUGGGCAGCUCUGGCUGAGGACCAGACCGGUAGUAACUGAUGAUCCACAAUAGUGCGGUAUCCAGAAUGGAUGUCCUCUUUGUAGCCAUUCUUGCUGUGCCACUUAUCCUGGGACAAGAAUAUGAGGAUGAAGAAGGACUGGAAGAGGAUGAUUACUAUCAGGUGGUCUAUUAUUACACAGUAACCCCUAAUUAUGAUGACUUUGGUGCGAAUUUCACUGUUGAUUACUCCAUGUUUGAAUCAGAGGACAGGCUGAACAGGUUGGAUAAGGAGGUAACGGAAGCACUAGAGACUACCAUUAGUCGUGAAACAGAACGUGCAGACUAUCAGAAGCCUGUAACAGUGAGACCAGUGACAAUGGAACCACAGAGUCCAGAUCUGAAUGAUGCUGUAUCCAGUCUGCAGAGUCCUGUUUCCAUCCUCCUGUCCUGGGCCCUCGUUCAGGGUGGGAUGUAUUUCAUGUAGAAGGAGAGAGAAGGCUGCUACAACUCUGUAGAUGGGGAUUUGGGAAGAGGAAAUUGGAAGAUAAAAUAAAUAAGUGAAAUAAUCUGGC